UUAUGAGGUUGGUUUAUGCAGUUGAACUUGCAUGAUGAAAUAGAGUUGUUUUAUAUAUAACGGCUGAGUUAAAAACAUUUUAUCAUAACCUCACUAAUGUGUGAAAAAUGUCUUUGUAUAAGAAAUUCUGUACAUAACAGUGAAUUCCAGUUAUGGUAGCUUUACAAAAAGAUGAAAGAUAUCACAGUACUCUGAUUUAACUAAACAAAUGUGGCAUUUAAAUGUUGUUGAUGUGUAUUUAUAUAAUUGUUACAGCAUUUAGAAAAUAAUGGCACCAUCAGGAAGAAAAUCCACAGGGAAAACAACCAAACUAACACAGGAAGGUGCAUCUGUGCAUGUCUAUAAAUUUGAAGAUGACUUAAAAAAACAUCUGAGUGGUUCUGACGAGGACAUUAGAGAAGAUGAAGCUCCAGUGAUUGAUAAACAUGGGAAGAAAAGACCAGUAACUCCUCAUGCAGGAGUUGAGGAUGAUGUUGGGGGAGAAGUGCAGAAUAUGCUAGAACGAUUUGGAGCGGAUAUUAACAAAGCUCUUCUGGCUAAAAGAAAAAGAUUAGAAAUGUAUACCAAGGCUUCCCUUAAAACAAGCAACCAGAAAAUAGAAUUUCUUUGGAAAACGCAACAGGAACAAAGGCAAAAGGUUAACCAUGAGUAUUCUCAGCAGUUCCUGCAUGUAUUUCAACAAUGGGAUGCCGAUAUACAGAAAGCAGAGGAACAGGAAGAAAAGCUAGUGAAUGUAUUUCGACAACAACAGAAAGCUUUCCAGCAAGCAAGAAUAGUUCAGAGUCAAAGGCUGAAAACAAUUAAGUUGUUGUAUGAACAGUUUAUAAAGAGUAUGGAAGACAUGGAAAAGACUCAUGAAAGUCUUUUAGCAGGGGCACAAAGUGAACUUCGCAAAGAAAUGUCCAUGUGGCAAAAGAAAAUCAUGAUGGACACACAACAGCAAGAGAUGGCAACUGUUCGCAAAUCUCUUCAGUCCAUGUUAUACUGAUGGUUCAAUGGAGAAACAACUUGUACCUAAAUAAUACGAUACAAUUAUACACAUUAGCCAUUGUGAGGAGAAA
Ahaetulla prasina is the source of this 1061-nucleotide messenger RNA. It is a transcript of the gene SYCP3, whose product is annotated as synaptonemal complex protein 3. Gene Ontology annotation, cellular component: synaptonemal complex. Lineage: Eukaryota; Metazoa; Chordata; Lepidosauria; Squamata; Colubridae. Gene Ontology annotation, biological process: meiotic cell cycle; spermatid development. Bases 269 to 988 code for a protein of 239 amino acids. The record is from RefSeq and is a predicted model, not a curated record. The transcript has 8 exons.